Molecule: messenger RNA, 6037 nt
Organism: Siniperca chuatsi (mandarin fish)
Lineage: Eukaryota; Metazoa; Chordata; Actinopteri; Centrarchiformes; Sinipercidae
Gene: pskh1
Product: protein serine kinase H1
Exons: 4
Coding region: 1109-2419 (436 amino acids)
Biological process (GO): protein phosphorylation
Molecular function (GO): protein kinase activity; ATP binding
Source: RefSeq, a predicted model, not a curated record
AUGUCUCUUUUCACUUCUCUCUGGCUGUGGGAAGGUGGUCCUCCUGGUCGAAAAACACCGUCCAGAAAAGAAACCGACGGGAAAGCUUUGCAUGUUUUCGUACAGUCCCUUCACACUUAAAACAUCUCCAAAUCAAACCAUGAAACUCCGGAAUUGACACAAAAUGUUGCCAACAAAGGAAGUGAUGGCUUUGACUUGUUUGUCUUCGGGAAUAAAGUUGGGAAACUACGAGGUGAAAAUGGAGAGCCCAGCUGAGUGAGAGUGGGGUGAGGAGGCUGGAUUUGGCAAAGUUGGGAGUCCUGCCCUGCUGCUAGCAGGCUAGUUAGCAUGCUCACACACUUCGCUGUCUCGGAUAAGUAAUGAGGUGAGAUGAAGCUUCCCUCCACUGUUCUCCAGCCUGUGAUUCUCCAGGGGAGCUGCGUUAUCUGUGGCAAGACCGCUGCUGACAUUACAGCUUCUCCCAAUGGAUCGGAGCAGAGUUGACGAUCUUAUUUUCUGUGGAGGUUCUGCCUGAAUCUUUCAGCAUUUCUGCUAAAGGCAACCGCACUUGAACUUGUUUUAGAGAACCCCUCUCCCUCCCCUGCCCUGAUCAGUCAUGUUUGUGUCAUGAGCAUCGAUACUAACUAUGCUCAUGCAUUUUUCUCUCAAACAUUCAACAAAUUAUGCCAUCUGAGAUGGGGCCCUGGUAGGUUCUUUAAGGGGCUUGAGGUAACCCCUGCCUGACGACUGUACAACCUGGCUGUGUGUGCUAGAUCCACUGGCACGGGCCUAUAAAAUAAUAUUGUAACAAAAAGACAACCAGUAACACAGUACUUGCUGAUGGAACCGAGACACACAACGUGCUUGCCCAAAAUAUAUUCGUGAACUUUUGGACUUUUUAAACUGGACUUAAGUGGAUGUAUCAGGUGUAUUCAUGAACUGUGACUGCUGAUGCUAGCUCAUUGGGACUUGAGUGGGUGUAAUCGGCUUUAUUCAUGAACCCUCUGUCUGAGUCUGGAUACAGCCUGGAUGUUGGAUGCCCUGACUGUGUUGAAUCAGCUGUUGCGGUGAUGAGGCAGGGCUCCUGGUGGCCUGUGUGGCUGGCUGGGCAGUGGCCCAAGGUGAUGUGAUGGGGUGCAGGAACAGUAAGGUCCUCCCUGAGCCUCCAGGGGAUGUUCAGUUGGACCUGGUCAAAAAGGUUGAUCCUCCCCAACCUCCUCAGACAGAUAUUUAUAAGCACUUCAUACGAGGGGAUGGCACUAGGAGCAAGAUGGGUGGGGCUGGUGGAGGGGGAGGUGACAAGGCUGACUCCACCUCCCCAUAUCAGGCCCAGGCCCACGCUGCCACUCCCACCGCUUCCGCUCAGCACCCUAAGGAGCCGUCUGAACUGUCGGACCCUCAGCGGAAGAAGGUGGCAAAAUAUCGAGCCAAGUUUGACCCCCGGGUCACAGCCAAGUACGACAUCAAAGCUCUGAUAGGUCGUGGGAGUUUUAGCCGGGUCGUUCGCGUGGAGCACAAGAGCACGCGGCAGCCGUAUGCCAUCAAGAUGAUUGAGACCCGUUACCGGGAGGGGAGGGAGGUGUGCGAGUCAGAGCUGUGCGUUCUGCGACGCGUUCGUCAUACCAAUAUAAUCCAGCUGAUGGAGGUCUUUGAGACGGCAGAACGUGUCUACAUGGUGAUGGAGCUGGCCACUGGAGGAGAGCUCUUUGACCGGAUCAUUGCUCGCGGCUCCUUCACAGAGCGGGACGCCACGCGGGUGCUGCAGAUGGUGCUGGAUGGCGUCAAGUAUCUCCACACUUUGGGGAUCACUCACCGAGACCUGAAGCCGGAGAACCUGCUCUACUACCACCCUGGAGCCGAUUCCAAGAUCAUCAUCACUGACUUUGGUUUGGCCAGUAGCAGGAAGAAGGGGGACGAGUGUCUGAUGAAGACCACCUGCGGCACGCCAGAGUACAUCGCCCCUGAGAUCCUGGUGAGGAAGCCCUAUACAAACGCUGUAGACAUGUGGGCGCUGGGGGUGAUAUCGUACAUCCUGCUGAGUGGAACCAUGCCCUUUGAGGACGACAACCGCAUGAGGCUCUACCGGCAGAUCCUCAAGGGGAAGUACAGCUUCUCUGGAGAGCCGUGGCCCAGCGUGUCCAACCUGGCCAAAGACUUUGUGGAGCGGAUUCUAACAGUGGACCCCAGCGAGCGGCUCACAGCUGGCCAGGCCCUCAAGCACCCCUGGAUUGUCAGCAUGGCUGCUGCCUCCUCCAUGAAGAACCUUCAGCGCUGUAUAUCUCAGAACCUCCUGAAGCGGGCGUCCUCACGCUGCCACAGCACCAAGUCGGCCCAGUCCACUCGCUCCAGCCGCUCCACCAAAUCCAACAAAGCCCGGCGGGUGCGAGAGAAGGAGCUGCGCGAGCUGAACCGUCGCUAUCAGCAACAGUACAAUGGCUGAAACAGGGACCAUGACAGCCAACAACUGUAGCGGACCUAUUAUUUUUGGGGCAAACAGCAUUACAAUGACUGAAUUUUUACAAUGACUACCACCAUCCAAAGUUGCUGCCAAAGUUAGAGGCCAAAAUGGCUUUAAGUUCAUUGCCUUAAGAGGACAAUGACUUGACUCAAUCCAUGGCCAGCAAAAGUAGAAUUAAGGUUGAAAAGUAACUGCUGCCAGUUGGGACUAUAGAACAAAUCAAAAAUUAUCAUGAAGACAAUGUAAUCUAUGAAUUCCUAUGGCAGUGUGUCUCCUGAUGAGCACAGAAAAGGACAAACCAGUUAAGUUUUGAACUCCAAAGGUUACAUCAUCUCUCCAUCCGUUCUUUCACUUUUUCUCUGGCAGGAUGGUGCCUUCCACUCCUUUGCUUUUGUUCUUUUGAUCCCUGUGUUUCUACAUAUUUAUUUAUUAUUGUUGACAUGAUUAUUAGUCUCCAUUCAAAUGGUCACUGGAUAAUGACCUUCCACAAGGAUCUGUUGAACAGAGUUCUGGGUACUGAAGUUUCUAAGAAAGGAAUACUUUAAGAAGAGGGGAAAACAAAUUCCCCUCACUCAUUCCUGAUUGAAAAUUGCUGUGAAUUUAUUACUGUACUAAUUGUACAGACCUUGUCUUGUGGGUAAUGGAAACACACUGCAACAAAACCACACCCUUGAAGGUCAAAAUGAAGGCGUAGUUUUUAUUAGUCAAUUCUAAGCUCAUCUAAUCUUGCCAUUAUUGCUCUGUUAAUAUCAUUGUUCUAAAGCUGUCAAAAGAUUGUGAAGCUGUUUUGUGUCCAAGUUUAAUCUUAAAUGAAUUGUAUUAAACAACCACAUAGCCCCACUCCCAAAGAUUUUUAUCGAUCAGUAGUUUCAUUGUUGGUUACGGUGAGAGUGGUACAUGUUGCAUGCAACAACGAAAAUCUGUUGCACCAGCUCUUUGUCAAAGUUAGCCUAGUUAUAACAUUAGUGUUUACAAAGUGGAGUUUUACACAUCACUAAAUUAAAACAGCUUGCAGCACACAAACUAGUUCUUACAUAGAAAUGAGAUACUACUAAAUAUUAAUUACAACCUGUUCCAUAGCAAACUGAACCCACUGACAAAGCUAACGUUAGCUUGCUAAUAUAUGACCUGUUUAGAUUGAAGAGUAAAAGAGAUAUCUGAAGAGGAAGACUUUAAAUUGCAUUUCACAAAAGAACAAUAUACCUGAAAUUACAAAAUAUUAUGCCAAAAAAUACAAUGAUCAUUUUAGCUAGGUUAGCAUAAUUGGAUCUUUUCCACUCACUCAAAACUGCAUGAAUAGUACCAGUUUAGUUUAAGAGAUUACUGAAUUAGAGUUACUGAAGUCUUUAAGAGCUUAGACAUUUCUUCAGUUUUAAUGGUGCAACUCGAUUUAGUAAAUCACUAGUUUGAAACUAGCUAGUAGCUAUUAAUAACUUAGGAAGGACUGAAGUCACAAACGUAUUAAUAGAUUUACGAAUAGCUGGUGCAACCCAACCCAAGUCCUGCCAUCUUUCCUAGCUAGCCUCUGUUCUGCCACCAUCUGUAACUCACUGGGUUUUCUCAUAAGAAUUUCUUUCAUCGGUCUUGUUAACAUUCAGCAACAACAUAUCCCACCUGUAUCAGCCAUUGGCAUGCUGUUUAUGUAAUUGUAAUUUUUUCCUUAAAAUGACAAAGUGUUCAAACCUUACUAGCCAUUUAACACAGAAUAUGGAGAGGAAAUCCCAGGAACGUGAUUCUGCUAGUGGGACAGAGGCUAACUAGGAAAGGGGAGGCGUCAGCAUUUUCUUCAGUUCUACAGUAGUUCUUAAGAAGGUUGUGGGGAGCCUGCAGAAAAACAACCGCACUAAAUUUGCAUACUACACUCAUGACCAAAAUGAAACCACUGAAGAUGAUGAGCAGCAUGUAGAGGUGAAUCAAAUGACCAUUAGUAUAUAUGAUUUAUAAAAGAUUCUGAAUUACAAAACCUAGCACAUGCAAUUUUAUGCAGAAGUCUUCUUAAGUUUGCAAAGGUUACCUUUGGUUUGUAAGUGCACUUAAAUCUGAAUAUAUUCCAAUAGCUUCCUUAGAGAUGAACUCUAGUUUGUCAAAUCCACAAUAUUGAUAGUAAAAGAACAAUGGAUUGCUCUCUUAAUUCUGCCAUUUUCAGUCUGGCUCAUAACCCAGUCCAAUGCAGUCCAAUAUCUAUCGUGUGAUAUGAGACUAGGGAUUUUGGUUUUCGUAAUAUUGUGUUAUAGUUUAAAUGGUAAAAAGCUGCAUUACAGUAAAGUGAAUUUUCAAAGUGAAAUGAAUAAUGAAUGCAACUGUUUGUUCAUCAUAUCCAUGUUUAAAUGAUUUAUUGCAAAUGAUUCAUCCCUAACAUGGUCAAAAUAAUGUGAUAUUUGAUUAUUGAAUAAUACCAAAAGUAGCACAACUUCAGAAAAAUAGGUGGUGAUUAUUUGCCUUUUUUGCUUUUGUUCCCCCUUUAAUCUGGUGAAGCACUUCAUCCAUACAAUUAAAUUGAAUUUUGUUAGUUUUUACAAUUGCAGUCUUCCUCUUCAUCGGACCUGUUCACUGUAUUUUUAUGUAUUUUGUCCCUUCAGAACGCUCCCAGAGUAAAUCAGUUGUUACAGUGUGGUCUUUUCUUCUUUAUAGGAGCAUUUAGCUGUGAUCUACCCCAGACUUAAAAAGUGUGUUGCUGUUGUGAACUUUUUAACACAUACUGGAAACCUAAUGAGCCAUGUCAGCUGACCUCAGUUUUUCCUUUCUUUUUGUCUUUUGUCCUUUGCUUGUUCCAGGAUUCUCUGUCAUCUUCCAGAUGCUGCUCUUUCCAUUUUCCUUGAUACAAGUCAGAUUUAAAAGCUUGUUUUCCUUUGUCCCACAGCUGUUAUCUGUCCUGAUGUCACACCUCUUGGUGGGACUAAAGUGCUUAUAAAUGACCGUUGGUGAGGCUAACAUUGGGACUGGUAUUCAUUAAAGUACAUUAAAAUAUUCACUCUUGUCUACAUUUUGAGAGAUACCCCACCCAAAAUGUGUUGACAUCAAACACACAGUCUGUAGGCUUGAAAAGUGCAUUUAAAAAGUGCUUCACAGAAAACAGCUGUGGUCAUCUUAAAAGAAAGAAUUUGGAUAAAGUUUCACUUUAAGUCUCAUCCUUUUUUCAACAUACAGUAUAAUGAGGUGGCCUUAGUUCUGAUGGUUAGUUCAUUGAUUGCUCCUAGAGCAUAGCAUCUAUAUGAAAGAAACAUUUUUAACCUGUAAAAUCUCAGCUCUAAGACAUUUGGGCUCAAAGGAAUUGCUGUGGUUGAAUUAGUCAGCAACAUCAUUGAGUGCCUGUUGUAUACCAUGUUCAAUGAAUAACCAAAUCAAUUUCAUUAGCAGUAUUUGCAGAAUGUCAGCACAUUUGUAGACGUGUUUCCUUUCAUGUUUUUAUAUAUCUGUGUGAUUUUAUAUAAAUGCUGUCGUCCUAAAUGAAGUAGCCAACUCAACACUGUUACCUGAAAACAGUUGUUCAUCUUUUGUUUUUGUGUCUAAAUGAAUGAUAACACUUUGAUUCUUCCACCAUUAACGUUUUUAUUUUUUUAAACGGUGAGUUUUAUGUGCCAAUAAAACACUCAAACCUGA